This is a messenger RNA of Tarenaya hassleriana, 2417 nucleotides long. RefSeq lists its product as uncharacterized. Lineage: Eukaryota; Viridiplantae; Streptophyta; Magnoliopsida; Brassicales; Cleomaceae. The record is from RefSeq and is a predicted model, not a curated record. Bases 314 to 2242 code for a protein of 642 amino acids. The transcript is spliced from 5 exons.
UUUUUUGGCACCGCCAUGGAUUCCAAGAAUUAUCGUAGAGACUAAUCCUGGGAGAGCCCUAAAUAUUUCUCUUUAUAAUUCUUGACUUUUUUCCCCUUUUUUUUACAUCCGGAAAUUCAGUUAGAACUUCUGUCGAAUCUCGGAUAAGGAAACUAAAAAGUCCGAGGAGGAGAAGGAAAGAUUUUUUCUUCUCAGAAGACGAAAGAAGAGGAGGUGAAUCAUCUUCUUCCAUUCAGAGAAUCUGGGUCGUGGUUCUUUGGCUGUUACAGUCAUCGAGCCGACGAGAAAAUUUUCCGACAUUGAAGCAUAAAGAAUGCCUGAGAAAGGAGCGAUUCCGUCUCCGGCGGCGAUUCUCCGGCCGAGCCCUCUGCACCAUUGGCGAUUCGGUGCUCUCACAGCGCUCGUCUUCUUCCUCAUGGUGGUCGUGUGGAGCAUCGAUGGCUGCACCAUCAGAGGCUUCAUCCAGCCGUGGAGAUGGAAUGUAGACUCCAUGAGAGCCAAUGCUUCUUCUUUCUCUUCGGUCAUUGUGAAGAACCAUCUUCAAGAUCCCACCUUUAACACAACCCGCCACCGAAAUCUCACUCCCGACACAACCCACUCCGCGACCCGACAACGGAAUCUCACUUCGAAAUCGAAACCGAGCCCGACUCAGCUCAAGUGGGUUUUACCCGAGUUGGAGCAAAAUUUCACGACGAAUCUUCUCAAAAAGUGGUUGGCUCCUGGAGGACAACCUUGCAGAGAGGCGAGGACCGUCGAGAUUUCAGUUCCCGACAUCGACGGUAAGGAUUUGGUGGAGUUAACGGCCGGUGAGAUUCACGAACUCAAUUUCCAAGCCCUCGACGAUUCGGGCACACCAGUUUGCCUCGGUGGGGACUACUUCGAAACGGAUCUCUCCGGCGAAAACUGGAAAUCUAGACCGCCGGUGAAGGAUUUCGGCAAUGGGACUUACUCUGUUUCGCUUCAGGUUCAUCCAGACUUCGCCGGCGAUUACAAUCUCACCGUGAUUUUGCUAUUUCGUCACUUCGAAGGCCUCAAGUUCAGUUCCAGUCGCUUCGCUUUCGACAAAAAGCUACGGAACACAAGAAUACGCUUCGCUAAGGCUGAAGUCACAUUGCCGGAGCUCAUGGCUUGUGGGCCAUCGGAUUUCACCAGAGACGCCUGGUCCGGACGGUGGACGAGGCACGGGAGUAACGGCGAGUGCCAGAUCAGCGACGACGGUCGUUACCGCUGUCUUGCCGCAGAUUUCGCAUGUCGGAAGCCGUGGUGUGACGGCGCGUUAGGAGCGUUAGAGAGCAACGGUUGGGUUUACUCGAGCCAUUGCUCGUUCAAGCUGUUUUCUGGCGAUUCUGCCUGGGAAUGCUUGAAGAACAGAUGGAUUUUCUUCUGGGGAGAUUCAAACCACGUCGACUCGAUCAGAAACUUGCUGAAUUUCGUCCUCGGCCUCCCAGAGAUCCGCUCGGUCCCGAGAAGAUUCGAUCUGAGCUUCACAAACCCGAAGAACACAUCACAGAGUGUUAGGAUCACCAGCAUUUUCAACGGCCAUUGGAACGAAACCCAGAACUAUCUAGGACUGGAUUCGCUUAAAGAUCAAAACUUUAGAGACUUGCUGAAGAAAUACUUCUCCGAAGAGACAGCUCCAGACGCCAUGAUCGUGAACUCAGGUUUGCACGACGGAAUCCACUGGUCCAACGUCAGAGCUUUCGCGAAAGGCGCAGAGUACGCAACCAAGUUCUGGAGGGAGGUGUUCGAGUCAGUGAAGAGCAGAGGACUGGAACCACCGAAGGUGAUAUUCAGGAAGACGAUCGCGACAGGAGGGUACGCGAGAUCAAUGGCGUUCAACCCAAGCAAGAUGGAAGCUUUCAACGGCGUGUUGCUGGAGAAGAUGAGGAAAGCAGGAAUGGAAAUUCCACGCCUUAUGAUAUCUGUGGCUUUUAAGACUGGAGACUAUAAGCAACAAGUGAUAUUUAUCGGUGGAUUGACUGAUGGAUUUCUGGCUACUGAAUACUUGGAAACACUUGCCAUUGCUUUGGAUAAGGAGAAGUGGUCGCUUGUUCAGCUACUUAUGUCUUCUUCAUAUUCCGGAUAUGGCACUUCCAGCUUGAAACAAGUCAGAUGCAACGACGGGGUUCACUACGGCAGAGCUCCGGCGAAGAUGCGGUGGAGAGACGGUGAGGUCGGUCAUCAGUAUUUCGUGGAUCUGAUGCUCGUUCAUGUCUUGUUGAAUGCCUUGUGUGCAAGAUAAGAGGAGAAGGUUUUUUUUUUGUCUAGGAAGGAAUUACAUUUCUUUAUAUUAUUUUCAACAAUAUAGUUUCAUUAGUGGAUUCAUUAUCAUAAGUAAAACAGAUUACACAUGUUGAUGUAGAUAAAAGCAUGCAACAUUUUGUAUCAUAUGUAUAACAAAGUUAUUUGAAUUUGAA